Molecule: messenger RNA, 2574 nt
Organism: Nicrophorus vespilloides
Lineage: Eukaryota; Metazoa; Arthropoda; Insecta; Coleoptera; Silphidae
Gene: nan
Product: transient receptor potential cation channel subfamily V member 5
Exons: 16
Coding region: 55-2406 (783 amino acids)
Biological process (GO): calcium ion import across plasma membrane
Cellular component (GO): membrane
Molecular function (GO): calcium channel activity; protein binding
Source: RefSeq, a predicted model, not a curated record
AGGCCAAAUUUAAAAACAAAUGUGUAGAGAUUCUGUCCAUAUUCACCUGAAAUAAUGGGUAACACGGAGAGCAACGUUACGAGCGGCGUCAAGAAACAGGCCGGCGCUUCUGUGCUCGAGAUCUACAAGCUCUGCGAUCUCAAAGGUGGCGGAUUAUUUGUAGAAUUGAUGAAGAGGGCGGCUCAAAAUAAACAAUACGCCGAAAUAGAUCACGCGAUCAAAACAAAGGUCGAACCUUUGCUGUACAAUAAGGGCGAAGGGAGAUAUCUGAAGAUAUCGGAUUUAGUGUUGCUGAGGAAUAAAGAACGAGCUCGUUAUAAACUCCUUCCACCAUUGAAAGCCAUGGAAAACCCCGAUGACUUUGAGAUUGACGAUGAAGGACCUGGCAUAUCUGAAGAGGAAUAUCAGAAGAAUCCUUCCUUGUACAGAUUUACGUGUUGGAAUUUGAAGGAUCGCGGUGCUGUUGGUGAGACUAUUCUGCAUCUUUGUCUCCUAAACGCGACUUCCAUACAUGCAGACAUCGCUAAAAGGUUGCUUAGGUUCUAUCCGAAAUUGAUUAACGACAUCUACAUAUCAGAUGAGUAUUAUGGGGAGAAUGUGCUGCAUAUUGCGAUCGUCAAUGAGGAUCCGGGUAUGGUGAAAUUCCUUUUGGCAGCAAACGUAAACGUGCAGGAACGUUGUUUCGGCAACUUCAUGUGUCCAGAGGAUCAGAAAUCAUCGAGAUCGGAUUCUUUGGAUCACGAAUGGGUGAACGUCUGCGCUGUGACUAAUUACAACGGUUACGUGUAUUGGGGUGAAUACCCUUUGACCUUCGCAGCGUGCUUGGGCCAAGAAGAGUGCUUUCGGCUGAUUCUGCAGAAAGGAGCGGAUCCAAAUGCGCAAGACACAAAUGGAAAUAGCAUAUUGCACAUGUUAGUUAUCUACGAAAAAUUGGAAUCUUUCGAUAUGGCUUACGAAGUUGGAGCUCAGCUGCACAUGAGGAACGUGCAGGAUAUGACCGCGUUAACUUUGGCCGCCCAAUUGGCGAGAAUUGAGAUUUUCUUUCACAUUUUGAAACUAGAAAGGGAAAUCUAUUGGCAGAUUGGUAGCAUCACUUGCGCCGCUUAUCCACUGAAUCAAAUAGACACCAUCGAUACAAAGACAGGUCACAUAAGCAAAACUUCGGCUUUGAAUCUUGUCGUUUUUGGGGAUAAAGAUGAGCAUUUAGAGCUGAUGGACGGAGUGUUAAUUGAUCUCUUGAACGCCAAGUGGAACACAUUCGUGAAGAACAAGUUCUAUAGGCAAUUCUUUACGUUCGCCUUUUACUUCUUCAUAUCCCUAAUCAGUUUCACACUGAGACCUGGUCCACCUUUAACUAAACUGGAGGAUAAGGUCAAUGCGUCGACUCUUUUGAACAUGACAAAAUUUAAAAAUGUGAGCGUCGAAGAGGACAUUGGUAAUGAUGUGGAGGAAUGGUGGGAUAAGUUGACGGAGGAAUGCAGAUUGAUGACUUACGAAACAUUUGCGGAGCAAAUUCGGUUGUUCUGUGAGGGAGGAAUGCUUUUGGGUUCUUUGAUUUAUUUAGCUGCGGGGUUCAGAGAGGCAAGAUUUUUGGGCGGCAGGAUGUUCUUCGAAAAUCUGAUGACAGCACCAUCUCGAGUCAUGUUCCUGUUUUCCUGCAUCCUAAUGUUAAUUGUUCCUGUAUUGAGAAUGUUCUGUCUGGAUGAGAUCGAAGACGUUGUUGCCAUAGUGAUCAUGCUUACAACAGCUCCGUACUUUCUAUUCUUCUGCAGAGGUUUCAAAACUGUCGGUCCGUUCGUCGUGAUGAUAUAUCGCAUGGUGAUGGGCGACCUGCUCAGAUUCGCGUCUAUAUACCUCGUCUUUGUGAUGGGAUUUUCUCAAGCUUUUUACAUAAUAUUCCUAUCGUUCGAUAAUCCUUUAACACCCGAAGACGUCGACGACUCCAGCUCGAAUCCGAUGUCCACUUCGGUGGAAUCGAUUAUGGCUAUGUUUCUGAUGUCGAUGACCAAUUUCGGCGAUUACUACGUUUCAUUUGAAAAGACGGAACACGAGAUCGGGGCCAAAAUAAUGUUCGUUAUUUACAUGGUGAUUGUUGGAGUGCUUCUGGUCAACAUGUUGAUAGCGAUGAUGGGAAACACGUAUCAAAAAAUCGCCGAGACCAGGAACGAAUGGCAAAGACAGUGGGCUAGGAUCGUUUUGGUGGUGGAAAGGGGCGUGAGCCCCGCGGAAAGACUAAAACAAUUGAUGGUUUAUUCGCAACCUAUGUCGAAUGGAAAGAGAGCGCUUGUGCUGCGACUGAAUCAAUCGGACGAAGAUAGGGAGGAGAUGAAGGAAAUUAUGGAAAUCAAGAGGAGACACGAACGUUACAUGAAGAAAUGGCAGACUACCAAGGAAGAAGCAAUAUAAUCAUUUGUUGUGCGUAAGCAUCCCCAACAGAUAAUUGCUCCUUUGUUUCAUCAUUUGGGGUCAUAUUUUAAUUGUUAUCACUUUAUUUAUCCAUUAAAUACGUUUUUAAACCUCGUUGUCCUUGUGAUUUUCAUGUCCAUCGCGCAGUUCGGUCCUGCGGUCAGGGAA